Messenger RNA from Vespa mandarinia (Asian giant hornet), 1363 nucleotides. Its product is annotated as histone-lysine N-methyltransferase SETMAR-like. NCBI's taxonomy places the organism in Eukaryota, Metazoa, Arthropoda, Insecta, Hymenoptera, Vespidae. The record is from RefSeq and is a predicted model, not a curated record.
AUGGCCAGCCAAAUACCAGAAGAGCAUAUCCGGCAUUGUAUGCUUUUUGAGUUUCGUAAGGGUUCAACAGUUGCGACCAAAAACAUUUGCGAUGUUUAUCCAAGUGUAUUAGACGUUCGUAAAUGCCAAAGAUGGUUCUCUAAGUUCAGAUCUGGUAAUUUUGAUCUCUCUGACACCUAUCGAUCAGGAAGACCAACAACAUUAGACAACGACAUGCUAAGAGCAGAAGUGGAAGCAAAUCCAUGUCAGAUAAUCGAAGAACUCUCAAACACCCUUAACCAACCUUGGUCGACCAUCCAAGAACAUUUGCAGCAAAUUGGAAAAAUAAGCAGAGCAGGUGUUUGGAUCCCCCAUAAUCUGUCCGAAGAGAACAAAGCCAACCGAUCCAUCACAUGCAACGUAUUGCUUCAACGGCACCAUACAGAACCGUUUUUUGAUCGCUUGAUCACCGGAGACGAAAAAUGGGUCCUAUAUGGUAAUCCAAAACGCAAAAGGCAGUGGCUCUCUCUAAAUGAAUCACCACGAAGUACGAGUAUACGCGGAAUUGUUCAUUUUGAAGUGCUGAAACCUGGACAAACUGUUAAUGCAGAUCUUUAUUGUGAACAAUUGGAUCGAGUGAACCAAUCUUUAAGCGAAAAGUAUCCGGCGAUUGUCAACAGAAAAGGCGUUAUUCUGCAACACGAGAAUGCAAGACCGUACUGUGCAAGACGAACCUUGGAAAAAAUUAAUGAAUUGGGGUGGGAGGUACUGCCUCACCCAUCAUAUUCGCCUGAUAUCGCACCCUCGGAUUUCCAUUUAUUCCGAUCGCUACAACAUUUUCUUAGUGGAAAAAAAUUUGAAAAUUUGGAUGAUGUCCAAAAUGCCAUCUCGAGAUAUUUUACUCAAAAACCAAUUGAUUUUUAUCGGUCCAGCAUUGAAAAUUUGCACACUAGAUGGCAAAAGGUUAUUGAUAACGAAGGUGAUUACAUUAUUGAUUAAAAAUAAAAACUUAUUAAAAAUUUAUUCGUUUGAAUUUAAUUUAAGAAAGCGACAUUACUUUCCGGUCUCCCUAAUAUUUAUUGCAAAAAUGUUUAUCAUCAUGAAAAAAAUUGCCAGUGGCCAACAAUGACAUCUUCUAUUAUAUGAGUAAUUAGCAAGUAAGAAAAUGCAAACGUCAAAGUUGCAUUAACAUAUUGGAUAUCGGUAAGAAGGUACAGAAAAACAGGACUUUUCCAGUGCAGCAGUUAUAUCGUACUGUAAUAAAGUAAACUACAUAAAAUCAAUACAUAAAAAUGCCAGUAUUAAAUGAAGCACGUUCUGAAAAUAAAUGUUAGUUUAAAAAGUAUAGUUCUAGAGCUAUAGGUUUUCCUUGCAUUAAUGGAAC